CCUGCUAGACUUAGACGCUUGUUGUGCUUUCGUUAGGAUUUGUAGAAUGGAGUCGAGACCGAAUUUCAAGAUGUUUUACUAAGAUUUUUUCAUUUCCGGAAAGUUAAUGUAAUUUUUAAAUUACCACUCAUUGAAAGAAAUAAUUUUGAAUAAAGGGACGUCUGGAGAAAAAUGUCUGAUUUCGAAAGUUUCGAUGAUCCUCAAACCAAGGCUCUUGAGAGAGAACUGGACUAUUACACAAGAUUGAUGGAGAAGUAUAACAGCAUAAAAGAAAGUGAUAAUGAUGUAUCUAAUAAUAGUGAUGUCUUUUUGAAGCUUUCUCUGCCUAAAAAACAUAUUUAUCAUUCUUCACAGUUGAAAAAGCCUGUUCAAAAUAUGUACAAGGUGGUUAGAAAUCAGUCAAUAAAUGGGAAUGUUAAAUCAAAACAUUCUUACUAUAGUUCAAAGACUACUGCAAGCUGUUUUCCAGGUUCUUCAAGAACUGUCCAGAAUUUAAGUAGAAGUAUUAAUUUUAUUUCGGAAAACGGAAACAAAGUUUUAAACAAUCAGUUUCAAAAUGCUUCAAGAUCAUCAGGUUCAUCUGAGUUGAGAAAAUGCAUUUCUACGUCAAUAAUAAAAAUGCCUCUCAUAAAUGAAAAAGGAUUUGUGAUACCUUUAAAUACAAAUACACGCAACAGAACAGUUAUCUGCAAUAGCAAUUUAAAUUGUAAGAGUACAACAAAUGUAAAAGAAAAUAAAAGAACAGUCAUUACAAAAGAUCCUUCAGUAAAUUCACAUAAAUCUAUUAAAACAACCUCAAAAGAACUGGUAAAGGAAAUUAAGGCUUUAACUGAACAACUGAAGAAGAAAUCAGAGAACUUAAACAAAUGUUCUGUUUCUAGUAAUAAGCUACACUGCGAUGCCUUAAAUAAAUUCAGGACAAAAGAUAAUAUUCUAAAGGGUAAAUUGCUGAGUUCUAGUGGGAAGUUCUCUAUUGAAGAACCUUCCAAAGAAAAUUCAAUACAAAACAAGGAUAAAAUUUUAUCAAAAGUAGCAGAAUGUAGUUUAAAGCCAUCAAAUUUAUCAACUGUUGGUGUAAAAAGUUAUGAAACUGAAUAUGAAAUGAAUGCUGUGCCUACUAUAUUCCCUAGUUUUAAAAACAUAACAGUGCCUGAAAAGGAAUGUUUGAACGAAUCAUAUGAAAAUUUUUCCGCAAAGAAUAGUAAUGAAAUCAUCUCUGCCUCUUCUUUAGGUACAUCACCAGCUGAAAAUGUACUGUUAAGUUUGAAGGAAAAUCUGAAUAAAGAUGUGAAUUCAGAUAUAAAUAUAAAAAGUUGUUUAAACUCAUUGAAGACAGAAAUAAAAUAUACAACACCUAAAUCAAGUGCCUUCAGGCCAAGGAAGCUCUGUAAUAGUAAUAAGAAAAAAUUAAUUUCCAAAAAAAAACUGCAUUCAUCUAAAUAUAAAAUAAUAAAUGAAAAAUUACCACUUAAUAAAAAUGACUGUUAUAUAAAGUUGUGUUCUGAUGACAAAUUUCGAAAAGCAAUGAAAUUUGCUACACCAGUAUCCAGUCCUACAGCAAGAAAGCUUUCUUGUAACAGCAAGAAAAAGACUGUUAAAAGAAAACCACUUGCUUCUAAAUAUAAAAUAAUAAAUGAAAGGGUGGUACCACCUAAUAAUGAUCAUUUUUACAAAAAUUCCUGUGAUGAUAAGAUAUGCCCUCACCAAAAAGUAGUUUCUAAUUCAGUACCUGAUAACUUAUCAAAUGUACAGGAAAAGCCAUUUACUGCUCAACGCAAAAAAUUGUUGAAUUCAAAAUAUAAAGUUGUUAAUAAUAUGCAUAAAAAUAGUAGUUUCUCUAACCCUGGAAUCAAAAAAUUAAAAUCUGUAAAAUUAGCGAAAAGAAAAAACUCGGUUUAUAAAUUGGUCAAUAUGAAAAUGCCUGCUGAUAUUGCAAGACAGAAACAUUUGUCUCCUUUCAGGUUAACAUCUGCAUCUAGAAAAUCUAGUGUAAAAAUGACGAAAUCACUUAAUUCACUUCAUAAAAUUAACAAUUCUGUAAAGAAAAGUCCUCACCAAGUUAAAAAUAAGACUCUCAAAACAAAAAAAGAGACUGUAAUCACCUUCUCUAAAAAGUCUUGUACACUGAAUUCACAGUAUAAAUUUAUUAACAAGGCUUGCAUGGAGAGUGAUAUUUUAAAAAGAUCUGAAAUUUACAACAAAAGUAAAUCGAUGAAUUUGUAUAGAAAGACCAACAAGGAUUCAGGUGAAGCAAAUGGCAAUUUUUAUCCUAGUUCACACCAACAAAAUUUACUCCUGAAAAGAAUUUAUAAGAGUAGAAGCACCAUCAUAAAUAAAAAUAAAUCUCCAAUAAGUCAAACAGCUAGGAUGAUAAAAACAAAGUAUUUCAUGCUCAACAGGCGAUUUUCUUCACAUAGGUAUUCAGCAUAUCCUAAAGAAUUUCAAAAAGACAGAUGUUUAAAAGGCCGUACUCAGUAUAAUAAACAUCAUUACUUACAUAAAGAAAGAAGAUUUUCAAAGAAAUAUUUUGCUGGAUCUUCUAUUAAAUCUGCCAAAUCGAGAUGCAAUAUGAGUGUAUUCAAAAAUAAGAAAAGAUUCUUUAAUUCUCAGAAUCCAGUGCUUACUAUUCGUGGUCAGAAAUUUGCUAUAGGAGCAUCUGGUAAAACCUUAAAAAGAUUGUCUUCUAAGAAACCAGUGCUUGUAAUUAGAGGUCAGAGAUUUGCCAUAGGAUCCUCUGGUAAAACACUGAAGAGAUUAUCACCUAAAAGUUCUGUACAAUCCCCGCAAGUGCCCAAAAGAAUUUUUAUAGGUGGAAAAACAUUUAUAAGGAGUACUUCUGAUACAAUGAAAGCUUCUUCGCCCAUUUCAAAGACAUUAGCUAGCCGUGCUUUGAAUCGCAGCAUUAAUAGAGCUCUUACUGCAUCAGUUAGGAAAAAGGCAAUUAAAAUCAACACAUAUUGUAUGUUUUAUAAUCGAUUUGGAAGGUGCAAUAAAGGUAUUAAGUGUCCUUACAUCCAUGACCCCAGCAAAAUUGCAGUUUGCACACGGUUUUUGCGUGGCACCUGCAAGAUUGAUGGCUGUCCCUUUUCUCAUGAAAUUUGUCCUGGAAAAAUGGCAAUCUGUUCAUUUUAUCUUUUGGGAACAUGCAGUAAAAUUAACUGUCCAUAUAGACAUGAAAAUUUAAAUCCAGAUGCAGAAUUGUGUAAAGCUUUUGUUCAAGGGUACUGUUCAGAAGGAAAGGAGUGUAAAAAAGCACAUAUAUUGGUGUGUCCUCAGUAUGUACAAGGUAUUUGCGAGAAGGGAGAUGCUUGCGCUUUUCCUCAUCCUCCUCCAAAAAUAAAGAAAAAUAACUUGAAAGAUAAUACAAACAAAAAACAAAAUGAAAAAGAACCAGAGGAACUCCUGUUAAGAUAUUUUCUACCCUGCACUAGCAGAAAUAUUUCUGUCAAUGAAAGUUGUGACAAUGUAGUUAUGCCGAGGAUGCAAAGUUUUCCCAAGCAACCAUCUUUCAUACCCUUAUCUAGUACACCUGUUGCAACAUAUUCAGGAAAUGUUACUGAAUUGCCUUCAUUUACAAGUGUUGAAGAAGGAUCUUGAUUAUAGAGGCUAUAUGGAAAACUAGUCUGGACCACCAUCAUGCCAAAUUUUAGAAGAUUUAAACCAUUGUUUGGGUAAGAAAAGAUUUUAAAAUCACAGACAUAUAUAUUUAUCUUUUUACAUGUUUGUAUUUUUAAAAUACUGCAAAUUGUUCCAGUAGUAUUUAUUUUA
Stegodyphus dumicola is the source of this 3768-nucleotide messenger RNA. RefSeq lists its product as uncharacterized. NCBI's taxonomy places the organism in Eukaryota, Metazoa, Arthropoda, Arachnida, Araneae, Eresidae. The record is from RefSeq and is a predicted model, not a curated record. Gene Ontology annotation, cellular component: nucleus. Gene Ontology annotation, molecular function: metal ion binding.